GCAGAAAAAAAGGGUGCCAGUAACACCAUUGUUGGCCUGAUUUUUGGAUGUUUUGCUUUGGUCAAUUUCUUGUCUGCUUUGAUCUUAGGAAAUUAUCUUACGUAUAUUGGAGCAAAAUUCAUGUUUUUGGCAGGGAUGUUUGUCUCAGGAUGUGUGACCAUUCUGUUUGGAAUGCUGGACAAGGUGCCAAGUGGACCAAUGUUCAUUGGUUUGUGCUUUUUAGUAAGAGCAAUGGAUGCAGUAGGUUUUGCAGCAGCAAUGACAGCAUCAUUUUCAAUCCUUGCAAAGGCAUUUCCCAAUAAUAUAGCUACUGUCCUGGGCAGCCUUGAAAUUUUUACAGGACUUGGACUGGUACUGGGCCCGCCUUUAGGUGGCUUUUUAUAUCAAUCAUUUGGUUAUGAGGUCCCUUUCAUUACGGUGGGAUGCAUAGUGUUGGUCUUGGUGCCCGUGAAUAUGUGCAUAUUAUCAAAAUACGAUUCGGUCCCCAGCAAGGACUCCUUUUGGAAGCUCAUUCUUCUGCCAAAAGUCUUAGUACUCUGUCUUACUAUAUUUUCUCUAAGCGCAUGCUUGGGCUUUUUGGAUCCCACAAUGUCUCUAUUUAUCCUAAAGAAGUUCAAACUCCCAGCUGGUUAUGUGGGCUUGGUAUUCCUCGGUUUGGCACUCUCGUACUCCCUGUCUUCUCCCCUCCUUGGACUUCUAAGUGACAAACUGCCA
Molecule: messenger RNA, 714 nt
Organism: Nestor notabilis (Kea)
Lineage: Eukaryota; Metazoa; Chordata; Aves; Psittaciformes; Psittacidae
Gene: SLC18B1
Product: solute carrier family 18, subfamily B, member 1
Exons: 6
Biological process (GO): transmembrane transport
Molecular function (GO): transmembrane transporter activity
Source: RefSeq, a predicted model, not a curated record